Messenger RNA from Oncorhynchus mykiss (rainbow trout), 2169 nucleotides. Its product is annotated as somatostatin receptor type 2-like. NCBI's taxonomy places the organism in Eukaryota, Metazoa, Chordata, Actinopteri, Salmoniformes, Salmonidae. The record is from RefSeq and is a predicted model, not a curated record. Gene Ontology annotation, cellular component: neuron projection; plasma membrane. Gene Ontology annotation, molecular function: neuropeptide binding; somatostatin receptor activity. Gene Ontology annotation, biological process: neuropeptide signaling pathway; regulation of insulin secretion; cellular response to glucocorticoid stimulus.
GCUGGAGAGCACUUUCUGGAGAAGGUUCAGUUAUGAAAACAAAAGUAUUGUAACAGAUGGGGCCAGCUGCACCUUGGAAACAGCAUAAAAGCGGGUCCGGGAGAGCCAAGGGAGCUUAUCAGCCUCACAGGAGAGCCAGAGGGACGCUGACUGACGGGGCUCGCGGCGGCAGACACACACUUUAGCACUGCGGGGGGAGAUAUAAAAGCACUCUCACACACAGCGUCCAGCCGUCUGGCACACUCCACAUUUCACUGAAGGGCUCCGUUUGACUUGGGUGUGAGUUUCUCAUCACGGAGAAUGCUUCCUCCAAAACACCACACGACUCAACUUGAAAGGUUUUAGAGGAAAAAGAGAUAGUUGAUUUGGACAGCAUAUGACCACAAACAUUCCCUCUCUUUAAAGAUUGGAUGUUUUUUGGGCUAAGUAGCAGCCAGGUUUUGGGGGUACUUUUGUGAUGUGGAUAUUAAUGGUGGACAGGCACUGUCAAGCUGUUCGCAGAGGAAAAGAUAGAAAGACAGGAACGUUUUUGAAUUCUAACCCACUGUUAUUGUGACUAUUUUAACACCUUUUAAAAAAAAUCGUCUUUCAUCUUUUUCACAUUCUCCACAACUUAUCCAAACCAAGUAUUGAAAAACUGAGGUAUUGAAGCGAAGAUGGACUCCUCAUUCACCUCAGAAAUGUUUUACAAUGCGGGGUCGAUCGCAGCCCCCACCGCCAGUUACCUGGACGAGGACAUCUAUCUGCAGGAGGAUCUGGAUGUGUUCAGUGUGACCAUGGCUGUUCUCUACCUGGUUGUGUGCAUCGUAGGGCUGGCCGGGAACACCCUGGUCAUCGUGGCCGUCUUAAAGCUGGACAAGAUGGCUUCCGCCACCACGGUCUACAUCUUUAACCUGGCCUUGGCCGACGCCCUAUUCAUGGUGGGCCUCCCCUUUAUCGCCAUCCAGAACUUCCAGAACCACUGGGCCUUUGGGGACCUGGCCUGCAAGCUGGUCAUGGUCCUGGAUGGCAUCAACCAGUUCACCAGCGUCUUCUGCCUGACCGUGAUGAGUAUUGACCGCUACAUGGCGCUGGUCGACCCACUGCGGUUCGCCCGCUGGCGCACGCCUAGGCGGGCCAAGAUUGUCAGCGGCUUCCUGUGGCUGUUCUCUCUGCUGCCUGUCCUCCCCAUGGCCAUUCACUUCUCGGACAGGGACGGCCUGUGCACGGUGGACCCCCACGUGACCUCUGACUCCUGGUGGCUUGCCUUCCUCAGCUAUACUUUUGUCCUGGGCUUCGCUCUGCCCUCCCUGGUCAUGACUGUCUCCUACACUGCCCUGGUGGUCACCCUGAGGACUCACCGUUGCCAGGCCAGCUCCCCAAGCCAGGAGAGUCAUUGCCUAGAGACCCAGGUCACCAAGAUGGUGGUGGCAGUGGUGCUGGUGUUCGGCGUGUGCUGGCUGCCUUUCUACACCUUCAACUUCUGCUCUCUCUACCGUAUGGACCUGGUGUUGACCUUCGCCAGGGGCUUUGAGUUCGUGGUGCUGCUGUCUUACUCCUGGAGCUGUGCCAACCCCAUACUGUACGCCUGCCUCUCCGAAUCCUUUGGACGCCACUUCCUCACCCUCCUCUGCCCCACCAAAAGGUCUCCCAGCGUACACUGCAACCCUGACACGGAGCGCUAUGACCUCAAUGACACGAACGGGAGGGACAUCAGUGUGGUGGCGUAGAGAAGCCAGAAAAAAAAAUUCACAUCAGCCUCAAGAUUUGACUUCUAACACAGCUGUUGUGCGUUGGCCCCGCUGCUCUAGCACACCUCGGUCAUUUGAUUUUCCAUAACUCAUGAAAUGAAGCAUAAAUGAUGCGACAACAGAGAGGCGGUGAAAGGUGGCAUGUAAACAAGAUAGCAGCUAUGUGUUGCUGGCCAAGACAAUGAGCUCCCAGAAGACCCACAGAAGUUGACUCAAUGACUUUUGGGGUGAUGUCAUGGUUGUCAUGGAAGUCAGCUCAGAGUUGAUUUCUUUAGGGGAAAUUCUUACUACAGAACUGUUUGGGGUGAGAUACGAAGGACAAGACGAAAAGGUGUUUGGUUCAUCCCAAGAUUAGUCCUAUUGGAUGUUCAUAGAGUAAGAAUGUUCAUACUGUAACUAUGGAUGGUUUAUACUUAUUAAAAUGCUUGUUGUAUGUGGC